AUGAAGUCCGUCGCCGCCAUCAUCCUCACCUCUGCCAUCGCCGGCAUCGCCCAGGCUUGUUCGACUCCUGGGAACUACAUCGUUACGUUCUACGGAUACCCCGACAACUCUCCCCCGGGACCUGCAACUGCGCAUAACUGCGGUGGUCGCAACUUCAAGGCUGGUGGUACUGGAACUUACGCCGACCCGAUCACAAUUGCCACGGCUCCAGGAGAGCUCAACCCCUGCGAGAUCGUCUAUCUCCCCUUAUUGACCAAGUAUGGUCGAUAUGAAGACGAUUGCGCUCAGUGCACCACUGACUGGGCCAAUGGCCAACCUCACAUUGACAUCUGGACUGGCUCUCCCACAGUCAAUGGUGGCCAGAACCAGAUCAACUGUGAGAACAACCUCACUUUCGGCGGCCGCUACUCCAUUGUCCGCAACCCUCCCACCAACUAUGGCGUUGAUACCACUCCUCUAUUCGUUGCGCCAAACACUUGCAACACCAACCAUGUCUACCCCAGCAACCCUGCUCACUGCUAA
This is a messenger RNA of Trichoderma reesei QM6a, 522 nucleotides long. RefSeq lists its product as uncharacterized. Lineage: Eukaryota; Fungi; Ascomycota; Sordariomycetes; Hypocreales; Hypocreaceae. The record is from RefSeq and is a predicted model, not a curated record. The transcript is spliced from 4 exons. Bases 1 to 522 code for a protein of 173 amino acids.